Molecule: messenger RNA, 1073 nt
Organism: Drosophila rhopaloa
Lineage: Eukaryota; Metazoa; Arthropoda; Insecta; Diptera; Drosophilidae
Product: alpha/beta-gliadin clone PW1215
Exons: 3
Coding region: 31-999 (322 amino acids)
Source: RefSeq, a predicted model, not a curated record
CUGCCACAAAUUUGACGAGCGUGCAACGCGAUGGAGCUGCCAAUUGGGAAGUUAUUCGGAAUGCUUAGCCAGCGGGAGAUGCAAAUGUUGCUGCUGCCACUGCAGUUGCUGUUGCUCGUAUCGCCGGCGAUGUUGCAGCAGCAACACCUGAUCUAUCAUCCACGGCAAUUGUACUACGAUUCACCGCGUCUUCGGAGAUUCGAGUAUGCGGCAGCCACGCCCUUUGUGGCUGGUUAUAGUCCACCUGCUCCUCCGCCGGCUGUUCACUACCAGCAGCAGACGCCGCACUUCCAGCUGAUCAACUACCGCCCCAGCUAUCCAUCCCUGCCCUUGGAUUACCAGCAACAGCAGUUGCCCGCUCCUGCCCCACCCCUUCCGCCCAUUUAUCCACAACAGAGUGUCCAGUAUCAGCAAAGGACCAUUGCGCCACAUGCCGAGUUGGCCAAAUAUCGCUACGAAGGGAACUAUCUGCCAGUGCAGCGGGUUUCACUGCAGCAACCUCAGCGUCGCGCGGAGGAGACACAGCAAUUGCAGCAGCAACACUUGCAGCAGCAGCAGCAACACUUGCAACAGCAGCAGGUGCAGCAAGCACAGCAACUCUACAAUGUGCCGCCGGCCCUUUUCACCAGCGAUGUGUUGCAUGUGAUUCCACCUCGAAUUGCCAGGUUGCAGGAGCAGCAGCAGCAACCUUCGCAAACUGUCCAAACGGAGCGACCCAGGCGAUUUGCCAAGGAUCAGGAUACAGAUGUCGCCGAAUCCAGAAGUGAACCGAAGAGUGAUCGAAAAGUCAAGGAAACCAAAUAUUUUCAUGAUAUUUUCAUGCGCUUCGAUGGCCCCAAUUCGCGGAGUCACGGUCACGUCCUGAGGCAUCCGAAGGUUCAGGAGAAACGCUUUGAGUCGCAAAGGGGCACGAAUCGCUACAAGGGCGAGGUGAUCUGGACAGAUCGUCAAGGAGGCCACGGCGAACACCGCUGGGACAUGGCGCAGGGAAAACUCUGAGCAGCGCACUCUGAUCAGCCUUAAUUUGCAUACUCCUACCCCCCACUCUCUGUAUAUACCCAUUACAAAAAGAA